GGCAACGAGACAGCUGUGAAGGAUGAGGUCUAAUUUGUGCUGAAGGCUGGGAAGUCGGAACAGAGGGCUUUCUUGGUGGAAGUAAAGGAGGAGCAUUUUUUGGUGUUUGGUUCCAGCACCCUGGCUGGGGAGAUGAAGCUUUCCAUUGGACUAUUCUCGCUUGUAGGAAUAUUAGUCUCUUCCAUUAUGGGACAGCAAAGACCCGGCAGUGCUGAUUUCAUUGUUUCCACCUGCAAGAGGUCCCUUCUGCAACUUGAUUUGCCAUCUGAAUAUGUUCUCAAUAAGAAUGUAACGUUUACAGCUAUUGACCAGUAUGGAAGCUCCUAUGCUAUUGGAGAUCAGUUGGCCAUACAGUGCGGAUAUAGAACAUCACCUGACUUAUGGGGAAACAUUACCUUUAGGGCCUCUCUCCUGAGUUGCUUCGCUCAGAUUUUGGAUGACCAAUCCACCAUCACACUAAGAAUCGAUAUUUUCCCGACCUGGGAUAAGAGUGCGUCUGUAAGUUACCUGAAGCAGGUUACCUGCCCCUAUGCAUGGGAUGCCCGUGAAAUCCUGUGUGAAAUGAACUACAUGGAGGUCUCCGUAAGACGCAAGAUCCCAAUGAUUGCUGAAAGUGCCCUCCAGGAUGAGCCAGAGGACUGGGUCGCUGCCUUUCCAGAGGCAGUGGCCGGGCUUGUGUCCAUCUGGCAAGUGGUGUUCCACCUGCCGUCGACCCGAAAAGCAAUGCUGGUCAGGGAUGCUCAAAAGAUUGGCUAUGGCAUAAAUAUAACUGAAUCGAGAAUGCUGCUACGGUCUCCAUACAAAACUGCAGAAACGCAACUUCUAAAUAUUGGAGGUGUGAACUUUUCUUCUGUGAGAUCCACAAUAUUGUACAAACAGCGCUGGCUAAUCCUUAUGAUUGAUGCGGCUGUGGCCUGCCCAGUUGAUGAUGUGAAGUUUACAAAGCAAUUGAUUACAUGGUCUGUGCCCAAAGUCAUCUUGCCCCUACUGAUUGGUGCUAGCCGUCUCAAGAACAGCCGCAUUGCAUUUGGCGUUGACCUCCGCACUCUGAACAGCGCUGAAAUUGCCAAUAGAAAAUAUGGGUUGGUUGACAACUACCUUGAUACUACGGUUACUGUGCCAGUAGGUGCCCAAGGUGGCUAUUAUAAGAGCCAUGUAUCCAAUGGAAAUUAUGGCAUUACAUACAGCAUCAAUGUGUUCCUUGAACACGAGUGGGACGACAGUAUGUGGGGUGUAACCAAACACACUAUCAUUAAAGAAAUCACUACACCCUUUGAUGCGCAGCCUCCUCUCAUAAUAAAUGGGACCAUUCCAACAACAAAAACAUUCAACGUAACCAUUGGUCCGUUCCUUCCUGACGUUCAGCUGAUAAAUGUAACUGUUGGGACUGAAACGCUGACAAUACCACAACUGGCGGCAAGGAACUACAACUUAACGACGAUAACGUAUCCAAAUGGAAGUGUCGCCUACAGGAUAACUGUUCCUUUUUCUGAUAAGAACGUAAAGAUAGAGUAUAUUGGUGAAACCACAAGAGCUUACGUCCUCAUCGUUACCUUUGGAUUUAAGAUCAUUCCAAAUAAUGAGACCUUCACCUGUACGACAACUAUUGUUUCAAUGGUUCAGGAUGCUGUGUUACCUGAACCUUCCGGAUACUGCGAUCAGAACGCACUGAACGUGAUUGUUAAACGUGGGAAUGUGGAUACAAAUUGGGUUCCUUUUGUAAAAAACACCCUGUUGACUCCAGGAACUGCCCAGACUAGUGGAUUAGUGUUCACGGCUAAUAGCACCCAUUACACAAUCACAGCAAAUCGAUAUUCAGACAGUGUCAUGUAUGAGGAUACCAGUAACUCUGGAGAUUGUGACACUCCCCUUAACACUUUGAUAGUUCCAAUGGAAAUCCCAUCUACGUUUUCUGUUUCGUGCAGACCCUACUAAAAGCUUAUAGACUGCUUUGCCAAUGGGACCAUUGCUGUUACUGUACUAAAACUCUCUACUGUACCGGACAUGGAGCUUUCUCAGCUUGUACUGAGGGACAAAUCAUGUAGGCCUGUCUUCUACACAUCCAGCGCCGCAAAAUUUGUGUUUCCUGUGAAUGCCUGCCUCACCACAAGAAAGUUCACCCAAACUAUGAUGAUUUAUGAAAACGACGUCUACUAUUACAGACCUGGAGUGACCGAGGCUGCCUUCAAGCUUCACGUUGCUUGUAACUACACAACAAAUGAAACCUUGAUUCUUCAGUAUGGGUUUGAAACUCCACCAACACCAAGCGCUCAGUCAGCAUUUGGCACCAUUGAAUUGGUUUUACGACUAAGCAAAGACAGCAGCUACUCUACCUUCUAUGGCGAUUCAGAAUACCCUGUUGUAAAGUACUUGAUGGAUCCCUUGUACUUUGAAGUUGAACUCCUUUAUAGCGUGGACCCCCAGCUAGAACUCUUUUUGGAUAACUGCUGGGCUACAGCUUCCCCUGAUAAACCAGCUUUCCAAAGUGGGAUUGUAGUCAACAGCUGUGAAUUUAUCGAGACCUUCCAGACCAUAUUUCAUCCGGUGGUUGCAGACUCCAGGGUCAAAUACCCCAGUCACCUUAAGCGGUUUGAAGUGAAGAUGUUUACCUUUAUGAAUGCAGGCCGGGCCUACUUGGGAGAGAUCUACUUUCACUGCAGUGUGAUCAUUUGCAAUGCUGUACAGUUAUAUUCUGAUCCCUUAUGCACGAAAUCUUGCAUCCCAGCUAGGCAGAGAAGCGGGAGGAGUGCCGAACUUGACACAGACAGACAUCAGUACGUCUCUUCUGGUGCUUUGCUACUAAAAUCUGAUGUACCAUCAAGCUUUAGAAAAUAUUGAAUAUCCCGUCCCAACUUUGACCUCCCAGAUGUCUAUUUUAUUAAAAGUGCGCAUUUUUUGUUAAUUAUAACUAACUGACUCCUUGGUUUAUUCUGCUGGAGACUGGAGGAUGCUAAAACGGACUGAGCUUUUAAGGGAGCCUCCCUCAGCAACCACUCACAGCUACAGUUUAAUAGACAGACUGUAAAAAAAUGGCAGUUUUGACGGAAAAUAUAACUAACUGUAGCUUUAAUAAAGGUGUAGGCUUCCUCUGACCAUU
Molecule: messenger RNA, 3097 nt
Organism: Xenopus tropicalis (tropical clawed frog)
Lineage: Eukaryota; Metazoa; Chordata; Amphibia; Anura; Pipidae
Gene: zpax
Product: egg envelope component ZPAX
Source: RefSeq, marked validated